UUACUCUGGUUUUGUUGUCCUUCCAUUCAUUCUCCUUUUUUAUGCUUCUCUCCCACCCUUCUCCUCUUGAAAUAUAUUUCUCUUCUCGGUCUUCUUUCUCUUUCCUAUCCCUCUUCAUAAAUUUCUAAAUCUAGGUGAUAAAACCCAAAUUUUCAGGUUCAAUCAAAUCCAGAUUUCUGGCUUUGUGGGUUUGUGGAACGCAGAUUGAACCAGAUAUUUAUGGGAAGGAGUAAUUGUUGGAAAGAAUUCACAGUUGUUCUAAUUGUGCCUGUGCUGAUCUCAGCCAUGGGGGAAACUCAUGCGGCUAGUUGUGCUCCAUUGGUCCUCUGUUCCAGAUCAGGUACAGACCACAAAAUUAUUUAAAUGGGUUCCUAGCAAAAUGGGAAAUGUGUUGGCAAUUAUAAUGGCGGCACAGACUACUCUCCUAGUAACUGGAAUCUGUGGACCAGUUGACAAGCAUUGUUGAAGCAACACAUCUUCACCAAGGGAAGGAAGAUAUAUGGGUCUGGAAGCAUGGCAAGGAAGAUGUUUAUUCAACAAAACCAGGGUAUUCCUUGUUGGUAUCAACAUAAGAUGUGCCAUGUAGUCAUGUCUUUGAAAGAGUUUUGAACCCAUGUGUACCAACUAAAGUGUAUGCAUUCAAUUGGCAGCUGAUUCUUGAUAAACUACCAACCAAAACAAAUUUAUUCAAGAGAGGUAUCAUUAAAGAUGCAAGCGAGCUUAUUUGUUGUCUUUGUGCUGAACAUCUAGAAGACAGCACUCAUCUGUUUCUCACAUCCAAGAUAACCACCCAAAUCUGGUCCAAGUGCUAAAAGUGGUGGGAAAUACAAACUGCUGCUGCUA
Messenger RNA from Rubroshorea leprosula, 843 nucleotides. NCBI's taxonomy places the organism in Eukaryota, Viridiplantae, Streptophyta, Magnoliopsida, Malvales, Dipterocarpaceae. The record is from the annotation of a GenBank genome assembly.